Molecule: messenger RNA, 384 nt
Organism: Aureobasidium namibiae CBS 147.97
Lineage: Eukaryota; Fungi; Ascomycota; Dothideomycetes; Dothideales; Saccotheciaceae
Exons: 1
Coding region: 1-384 (127 amino acids)
Source: RefSeq, a predicted model, not a curated record
AUGGAGUAUGACACCGAUCACGAACCGCUGGAUGUUGUAAAGGCUACUCCGCACGAAACUGUUCCCUUGAAGGAAGAGAGCGACAUCGAGAAUGACUGGCUCGAGACCAAACGUGCGAUCAUUGUUGCUGCCGUGCUCUCCAUCCUUCUUAUUCUUCUGGCAUACCUCGACACCGGAACCGAAUUUGCAACCGUAGCCGAGUGCUAUUUUCCGAUCAGUCACCCUUACAGAUACACGGUGCCUGGCUCAGACAAUUCGUGCGAAUCAAUUGCCGAUACCGAGAUAGAGUGCAUCACAGUGACCGUGACGGUGACGGUGACCGAGACGCCUACACCGAUUCUGACAAAGCACGGCAUACCACCAAGCGUGACCGAGAUCCGCUGA